GCUCUGCCAAUCAUUAUGGCCUGCUGCUUGGAGUCUGCCCUGCUGCUACUGCUGCUGCACCUGCUGGGGUCUGCGAGCUCCACCGGCGGGAAUCGCUGCGUGGCCGCGGCCGAGGCGUGCACAGCAGACGCGCAGUGCCAGCAGCUGCGCUCCGAGUAUGUGGCACGAUGCCUGGGCCGGGCGGCGCCCAAGGACUGGAGCGGACCCGGGGGCUGCCCCGCGCCCGGCUCCCGCGACAGCUGCCCGGAGGAGCGGGGUCCGCGUUGUCGCCUCGCCUAUGCGGGCCUCAUAGGCACGGCGGUCACCCCCAACUACCUGGACAACGUGAGCGCGCGCGUUGCACCCUGGUGCGGCUGUGAGGACAGCGGGAACCGGCUGGAAGAGUGCGAAGCCUUCCGCAAGCUCUUCACAAGGAACCCCUGCUUGGAUGGUGCCAUGCAAGCCUUUAACCCUUUGUGGCCCUCAAUUCUGCAGGACUGGAUGAAGCCCUACCAGAAUACUGGGCAUUGUUUCCCACAGGUGUCCUCGAUGUCUGUCCUCACUGCUUUGGCUCUCCAGGCCCUGCUCUGAUUAGGAAGGUGGCCCGUGGACAGCACAGCCCACUGCGCCCAGAAGUGAAACUUCCUUGUCCUCACAUCUCAUACACCUGUGUGCCUGCCCCUGAAUUGCGGGCUGGAGGCCAGGGUCCGACUGGGAAGCCUCUGGUUCCCCUGUCAGUAGGUGUCUUGGCUAUUUUCUUCCCCAUCCUUGAGAUGGUCACCUCACCGGGCCCCCAGGGCUUAUAGAGCAGGGCAGAGACUACCCCGACUCCUAGAAUUCAGAACUGCCCUCUUCCAAGCAGAUGAAGCACUAAGGAGAUUAUACGGAGUUAGCACCGCAGCCUGAAUACCCUCGCAGUCAGCAUUGCUCACCAUUAAGCCCUGCCCGUGCCCCAGGACGACCAGCGGCAUUGCUUGUCACCUACCUAUGACAAGCUACUGUAUAGCCAUUGAAGACUCAGCCCCGCCUCCAUCGGCAUCCUAUUGGCUGCACAGCCUCUUCCCUUAUGGUUUCCCUAGAACAGCAGCUCAAUAAACCCAUGUGCACCGAGA
This is a messenger RNA of Myodes glareolus (Bank vole), 1091 nucleotides long. The record is from RefSeq and is a predicted model, not a curated record. Lineage: Eukaryota; Metazoa; Chordata; Mammalia; Rodentia; Cricetidae.